AUGUUUCGAAAAACCUCUUGUCCGAAAGGUCGACGAAAAUUGCUAAAUGGAAAGAUUGCUUCUGGAUCAGUCAGUUCCAUUGCUCGACAAGCUGUUGUCAACGGUGUUAGUGCUGAAGUCCCUCCCCAUAUCAAACAAAGAAGAGAGCAACAACUUGCUCGAUUUCGCGAGCGAGAGAAAAAAAAGGCCGAAAUUGAAGCCAAAAAAGCGGCCGAAAAAGUGUUGUACGACAAAUAUGUGAAAAGGCCAAAGUUCUUCUAUGGUGACAAUAAUUAUAAAGAGGGUGUAAUAAUCACUUUUGAUCAAAACAGCCCCAAAGAAGAACUGAAUGCAUACGCGGGGAAAGAUCGAAUACAAAAUAUAAUUAUGAAGGACAGUUACAAAAUUGAAGGCGAUUAUUUCAUGACUCCUUCGACCAUGGACUAUCCUGUGCUACGAAUUACAUUGGACGCUCUACCUGACCUCGAUAGAAAACAAAAAGAAAUUCUCGACAACAAGCUUUCUUCUUUGCGUGCCCCUAAAGUUUCUACGAAAGAAGUACAAAAACAAAUUUCCGAAACGCGCCCUACAAAUAAUUUAAAUCAUCAAAAACAAACUGCUUCGGGCACCACUAAAAAUUUGACUCCGUCAUCGACCCAACUACCUCCAAAUAUUCGACCCUCGCAACCUCCCGCACCGGCCCCCCGAAACCGCCCGAACCCGCACGAAAUACUGCCUCCACCUAACUGCGCUUGGUGGCCUCCACACCCUGAGUUUAUUGUCAUUGAUCGAAAUACUCCUGAAGAAGUAAAGAGUCAAUACGCACCGAAGAAUCGAAUGAACGGUAUUAUUGGAAGUGACUGGUGCAAAAUCGAGGGCGAAUAUUUAAUCGCUCGUAAAAGUGUUCGGUACCCAGUGACUGUGAAAAUCAGAAUGGAUGCGCUUGAUCUCGACCUUAUCCACCUCAGAAAACUAGUCCACAUACUCUCUUCUUCGGGCGUCCCGGAUUCGUUGGCAAAAUUGCUAGAAGAAAAAGAAUCGAAUGAAGCCAAACGAAAAGCUGAAGCGCGAGCAAGAAAGAAAGCUGCAAGGAAAGAGGUCCUUGAAGUCGAUCUCAACGCAAGAAUCGACCCUCAGGAUCUUGAUACGUCCCCUUACAAAGAAAACGUCGAUCCUUCGCGAAAAAGAUUGAUGCCUGAACAGCCAGUCGAAAAUAACCCUUCAAAGAAAGCAAAAAUCUCUGUCAAUCCUUUCUGA
This is a messenger RNA of Oikopleura dioica, 1236 nucleotides long. The record is from the annotation of a GenBank genome assembly. NCBI's taxonomy places the organism in Eukaryota, Metazoa, Chordata, Appendicularia, Copelata, Oikopleuridae.